AUGAUCUUCUAUCGCUUCGACAUCAACACAUGGCAGUCCUUUCGACUGAGCAUGUGGUCGGUCUGCGCCGGCCAGCCCGGCAAGGUCUCUUUUGCGCCAAGCACCAUGGCCGACAUUGGCCAACCAGAGGUGUUCCGAUGCCAGGAGACACCGAUCGGGUGGAAGGGCAGCACAGUCACUGAAAACUUCUUUAGCCGGUCACUCUCCCAAGCACUCCUUCUGCAUCCACUGGCAAUCUACUUUUCCGCCGUUGGCGCCAUGGCAUCCCUCUCGUCCUGGAAACCGGCCCGGACGAGCGAUAUGCUGGCCAUCUGCGCCUCCGUGGCCUCUGCCAUGCCUGUGCUCGCUUUCCUCGCCGACGCGUUCCUCUUUGCAUCAGCCUCUUUCAACCUCACCAAUGGAGAAAAGACGCUGCAGUACCUCGGCGGGAAAGUGACGUCGAAGCAGCUCGGCCUCGCCUCGUGGCUGGCCCUCGCCAGCGCAGUCGUGUCGCUCCUGGGCGGCUCGCUGGCCCUUUUGGCCUAUUGGGAACGCAUUAACCAUGAAGGAGCCGCAGUGGUGCCCGGGACGGGAAGGUGGCUACUCCGGCGACAAGAAAAUCGCGCUUUUGAUCUCCCGCUCGUCGGCUCCACCAUGACGACGACAAAUUCAGCAGCGGCCACAGACGCCGACGCGUCGCAGACAAUGCUCGUCGCCUCAUCGGGCGAGAAGCUCAAGGUUUCGCCGGUCCCUCCCUCGCCCGAGGUCGAGGAGGGCUAUGGGCACAGCUUCUCCGCCUUUGCGCUGCAGCAGCAACAGCAUCAGCAGCAGCUCGAUGAGCAGAGCCACAAGCUCGAUCUGAUGCUCAACAACGACGAGCCGUCGACGUGCACCACCUCAAGGGUCUCGAGUAUAGGUCUGAGAAGUAACAGCAACAGCAGCGGAAGCGGCAGCUCUGGAAGCGCGAGCAGAAGCAUGAGUCCGUUCGGUUCUCCUCGUUGA
Molecule: messenger RNA, 981 nt
Organism: Acaromyces ingoldii
Lineage: Eukaryota; Fungi; Basidiomycota; Exobasidiomycetes; Exobasidiales; Cryptobasidiaceae
Exons: 4
Coding region: 1-981 (326 amino acids)
Source: RefSeq, a predicted model, not a curated record